This is a messenger RNA of Pygocentrus nattereri (red-bellied piranha), 5299 nucleotides long. It is a transcript of the gene dennd11, whose product is annotated as DENN domain containing 11. Gene Ontology annotation, cellular component: cytoplasm. NCBI's taxonomy places the organism in Eukaryota, Metazoa, Chordata, Actinopteri, Characiformes, Serrasalmidae. The record is from RefSeq and is a predicted model, not a curated record. The transcript is spliced from 10 exons. The coding region runs from base 1 to 1491 and encodes 496 amino acids.
AUGGUGGAGCAGUCUGACCGAGCUCCGCUGCUGGACUGGGAGGAGAUUCCUCCGGGCCAGCCGCCCCCCAGCGGCCCCUCUCUGGACCCGGCGGACUCCGUGAGCUCCGAACCGUCGAAGUGCCGGCCUCAGGGCAAGGAGGGCGCCGGCUCCGGCUGGACUUUGAGCCCUGGAGCUCCGGGCAGCGGAACAGCUGUCAGAGGCAGAAGCCCGCACUCCCCCUCCAUACAGGCCGGGCCUGAGGGGGACGCCGGAGCCACAGAUGAAGAAGGAGACUGCGCUUUCACCGGGCUCUCCGUUAAAGAGCGUCGAGCCGCUGAAUGGGAGGAGAAGGACCAGAUUGUUGCCGUGUUCGUGGUGACGUUCGACACGAGAUCAGGAAACAUGGUGGAGUGGUGCUUACCUCAGGAUGUAAACCUGGAAGGUGUGGAGUUCAAGUCUAUGGCCAGCGGCUCUCAUCGAAUCGCGAAUGAUUUCAUAUAUUUCCGAAAGGGUUCUUACUUUGGGCUGGCGUGCUUUGCUAAUAUGCCAGUGGAAAGUGAGCUAGAGAGAGGUGCCCGAAUGAAGUCUGUAGGCAUUCUGUCUCCGUCCUACACCCUGCUGUACCGCUACAUGCACUUCCUAGAGAACCAAGUCCGGCACCAGCUGCAGUGUCCAGGCCAGUACUCUCCACUAGAGGCAUUUUAUGAGGAUAAAAAGGCCGUGCUUCCCCCUGGAGGGAACGGCCUGGUCACUGCCUGCCCCACCAGUGCCCUGGGGACCAUGGUAAACCGCUGCAUGCAUCCAGAGAUGAAGAUCACACAUCCUGCUGGCUGCAUGUCCCAGUUCAUCCGCUUCUUUGGAGAGCAGAUAAUGGUACUGUGGAAAUUUGCUCUGUUAAGGAAGCGCAUCCUCAUCUUCUCCCCUCCACCUGUUGGCGUGGUCUGCUACCGGGUAUACUGCUGCUGCUGCCUCGCUAAUGUGUCCAUACCUGGAAUCGGUGCCUCUGUGCCGGAGUUCCGCCCCUUCUUCUACAUUAACGUGGCUGACAUUACAGCUCUGGAGACCGAGCUCUCCUAUGUGGCUUGCACCACAGAGAAGAUCUUUGAAGAGAAGAAAGAGCUGUAUGACGUCUACAUUGACAACCAGAAUGUGAAGACCCACAGAGAGAGCCUGCAGCCUCUGCUCCGAAUCAACAGUGCUGACCGGGAGAAGUAUCGCAAGCUCAGUGAACAGAGGCAACUGUUGCUGUAUUCUCAGGAGGUUGAUGGGGACUGCACCACUAAUGAGGAAGACCUUUUUAUUCUGUUCUUCAUGGAGCAGAAUAACCGCAUCUUCCAGACUUUGUUGGAGGUGGCAGGAAGCGCUGACCCCACUCUGACCGCUGAGCAUGUGCGAGCCAUGGGGUUGGAUCCACAGGGCGACCGUGGUUUCCUGGUGGACCUCCUGGAGGUCUACGGUAUCGACGUCAUGCUGGUUAUCGACAAUCCCUGCUGCCCGAGCCAGUACUGACCUUUGGCCGCACUGCUGGACCGCCCUGAUACUGCCAACGCCCCAGGGCACUGUCCUUCCUUCAGGCUUUGGUACACUCUGCUGCCUUCACUCCCCUGCCCCCCCACCCCCUCACGGCAUUUGUCUGCUUGUGUGUGUGUGUGUGUGUGUGUGUGUGUGUGUGUGUUCGUAUGUGUGCUUGUUUGCUUAAUAACCCUCCAGACACUCCUGGGUUUCUUUCCUACUGCGCCUACUCUCACAUCCUGAAAAAAAAGAUAAAACUGUGCCUCUUUGUUACUGCUUGUAAAGUGUGGAGCUCAAUUGUGACUUUGUUCUUCUAGCCAGCGCUGUUUUGGGGACCUGAUGUAAUGUCCCUUGCUGGGUUUCGAAUGUGCUUCACCUGGACCCCAAGAGACUAAACACAAAGCAGUCCAGCAAUGGAGCCACUUUCAUCCCUGUGCGCAUCUGGUUUCCUGUCUGGUGAAGGAAUGUAAACAACAUGGUAACAUCUGCCCCACAUCGUCAUAUGUACAUGUAUAAGUAACGGUUUCCAAAGCUGAACUGUAUAAUGAGCUGGACUGGAUUCCUUGUGUUGGAGACUUCCAUAAUCCCCUGCUUCAUUCAUUUGGCUUCACCAUGACUGCGUCACCGAUAAACGCCUGCAAAACGUCAACCUCAAUAUGAUGAAUGAUGGUUUUGAUUUCACAGAGUUUGACCAUCUUUGCCUCUCUCGCCACACUGAUGCUGUCUGGUUUUUGUCACUCCUGGUUCAGUUUUGGAGGAAGAAGGAACAGUUGGAGUUCCAUCAGAUGAGCUCUUGAUGGGUCUUCAGGGUGGCUUUGGAUGUGGACUUUCUUGCCUUGCUUCGCUUUAUGACUUUAUUCUGUACAUCAGUCACUGAAGACACAGACAUCCCAACUACUGUAUGUUCACUUUUGCAACAAUCAGAAAGGACUUUGGUUUAGCUGCAUACUGUCUGAACACACCUCUUUAAUCACGGCACUCGUUAGGGCAGGGCAGGCCUCGGACGUCGUCCUCUGAAGCCUGCACGAUUUCUUUAGUUUUGAUAGUGGCUUGAGUAGGUGGCAUCGUAUUAAGGGGGAAUUCCACAGAUUGUAUCAAAAUUUCUGCAUGGUGCAGUCUUCGGGAUCCACGUCAUUCCCAGUGGUUUGAUCUAACAUCGUGACAUCAAAGGUUUCUUUACGGUGGUGGUGAUGGGAGCUAGGGGUCACAAAGCAAACACAUUUUAUUUAUCCAAAAAUAACUAGUGAACGUAUGUGUGUCUAAGGUUUUGUAUGCAAUAUUGAUGAUGAAAAAAUGGUAAAUAUGAAAAAGCAUAAGCUUUCUUUGGGGACUAUUCUGCCUUAUUAAGCCCUACAUGUACCUUGCCACCAUUAAUGGAUGUUAAAAAUAUGUUUUAGGCCAAAACCUCAUCUCAGAAUUAUGACUAAACGGUGCCUCAAGCACCAGGCAGCAUAGCUAUAUCCAUUUUGUGUAAUAACUUCCUUUGAGGGAGUUUAAACUGCAUUAAACUGUUCAGAUGUUUGGUUCCUACCACCACCACUGUGAACUCUUCCAUGAUGUUGCUCGAGAACAGAGCUUUUUUUUUUUUUUUUUUUUUUUUUAAGUCAAACCUCUGAAUGACUUGUUCACACCUUAGCAAUUUCAUUAUGCAGACAUUUUUAAAAAUCAGUGGAAUAUGCUGGGGGUUUCCUCCUUCUGGCUUGCUUUGGUCUUUGAGCUCCUGGAUUAUCUUUUGGCUCACGCUGCUCUUGAGUGUUCAUGACCAGGCCCUCAUCGGGACCUUUACAAGGCAACUAUUAUUAUAAUAAAUUAUAAUGUGACCAGGUACAUUACGUCUAAACCGUAAUGACACAAAAGAAAGAGUUGUGUGUAUUUGUGCUGUACAGGAGGUUACUCUCCUCACUGUUGCUAUUGAUUGUAAAUUAUUGUACAUUUCUUCUGCGCCACAUCACGCACAGCUGGUGCACAUUGACACAGAUAUGUAUUGUAAAGCUUCCGAGUCAUUUUCAUUUCACUCUUGGGGGAAGAAACAUGAAUGUGAUUCUAACUCACCAGUGAAUGCUGUGUUAUUUGUUUACUACUUUUACUGACCGUACUGUUUUGUGUAUGUUUGGGCACCAUGUUUGAAAAGUUUGACCAAGUAUUUUUCAACAGAACUAGAUUCCGUCAGCAAACUGGCCAGGUCAGGUUCUCCAACAAGACGGGAUACUGUCUGUGAGUGUUAUCAGUGUCUGUGAGCUGGGUGUUUACACGUUGGUCAUGGUGGGGGGUUUGGGGGUGUCGACUGCGUUAUUUGGUUCAUAGAUUAGACUUAGAUUAAUUGUAAUCCAUGACUGUAGCAUGGAUGUGAGGCUAGGUCAUGUUUAUCACUAGACAUUUUGUGUCUGUGAGGGUCUGUAGCCCUUAACUCCCUAACAAAGAGUCUAUUGUGUUGCGCGGGGGCUGCUUCAGGGGCUGCUGAUCUUGGGGUAGUGACACGUUGGGGAUUAGCCCCAAUUCGCACAAACAGUGCCCAUCUGUUGCAGCGGGGCUGUCUUUUAAGCUACGCUGCUUCUGUUGGCUCUGUGUUGAAUGGAACUGUACAGGCUCUUAAAUACCCUUGAAAAUCGAUAAGAAAUGUUUAGAUCCUCGAAAUCCAGCCACAAUACAUACAUUCCAGUCUAUCUUUGGGUGCCGUGCCUAGAUUAUGUUUUGUUGAAGUAAACACAUCCUCUAAAGAGAUCUUAAUGCAUGAUCACUGUUUAUUUGCUGAAUUUAACAUAUUAAUAAAUAUAAUAUUAAAUAAAAUGUCAUUUUAUUUUAUGACCUGUGCAAAAGUGAUGGCAUGUUUUAUUUUAUUUAUUUAUUUUUUGUACAACAUGUUUAACCCAGCUUAAACAAAAACUGUGGACUGAAUUUGCCGAAAAACGUCAUACUGAGGAUGUUUAUUUGUGAAAACGAGUCAAUUAACCAAAUUAACAAAACAUGCCAUUUGACUGUGGGUGCGCAAACUCUAGCAUAUGAAUGUAAAUACAUCAGAAGUGGAACAAAACGUGUAUGUUUGAGGUGAAGAUUUGGUUUUGAUCUGUAAAUAUCUCAUUUACACAGAUUGAUUUGGCUGUGCCAACUGUUCAUCAUAAUAAGUCCCUAAAAAUAAUUUAAAAAAGAAACCCUAGAACUUGUACGCAUGAGAAAACAAGCCCAGGCAUCUGAGCACACGUGUAUGUACACAGUAUAAGAUCCUCCUCUCUGCUGCCCCCCUGCUUUAGGAUGCACCCAGAGAACUAGUCUUGAUCACUGACCGGAAUUUCCAGAAAACAUUUACUCACAGUUACAAAGUGGACUGCGAAUAGUUUUUAUUAAUGAGUGCAGGCACUCAUUACUCAGCUGGGGAUGGAAUGGAAAGAAGUGGGUUCAGUCUGUGUUACUUUUAUUAAACAUGAUAAUCUAUUUAAAAUCUAAAUCAACUAUAUAUACAUAUAUAUAUAGCUAUUAAAUUUGUAAAUAAAAUCCGUCAAUAGAAUUGAUGUGGCUGAAAUGCAAAAUGUGAUCACUCGUGUUCUGGUUCCUUCUCAGAGACCCAAGAGCUCUUUUUGGUGUGGUUUUGUUCUACAGCUGAAAGGAGAAUGUACAGCAACGAGCAUUAAUGUAACAUAACAUGAGUUUCUGACUCGCGCACUGGACGAAUGUUGAGUUCUACUCCGCUGAUAUCAGCACUAGUUAACACGCCUGUGUCGCACCGCAUACUGUAACAGCAUGUAGCUCUUAAUUUAAAGCCAGUGAUUCUUAUUUACUGCCAUUUGGACAUAAUAAACUUCUCUCUGUA